This is a messenger RNA of Anastrepha obliqua, 6188 nucleotides long. Its product is annotated as protein phosphatase 1 regulatory subunit 14B. The coding region runs from base 1633 to 2007 and encodes 124 amino acids. Lineage: Eukaryota; Metazoa; Arthropoda; Insecta; Diptera; Tephritidae. Gene Ontology annotation, biological process: regulation of phosphorylation. The transcript is spliced from 6 exons. The record is from RefSeq and is a predicted model, not a curated record. Gene Ontology annotation, molecular function: protein serine/threonine phosphatase inhibitor activity. Gene Ontology annotation, cellular component: cytoplasm.
ACUGUGUUCUGUGCUGCUCAGAAAAAGUUGUUCUCAAAAGUGUAAAAGCGUUUUGUGUGGUGCUUUUUGGUGCGUGCAGAUUUUUUUUCUACUAUAGCAAAGGCAAAAACAACAAGAGUGUAUCUCUAGCUACAUAACGCAAGGCAUCUGCAUAAAUUUAAAGAUAUAUAUUAAAGUGCUAAAAAUAAAGCGAAAUAUCAAAAGUAUCCAUUGGAAGAGUGCUAAAAGAAAGUUCUGUUAGCCAGAAGACAUCUAGCGCUUAUACAAGCAAGUUUUCCAAGAAAUAAGAAAUAACAAAACGUUUAGUGUGAUUUGAUGAUAGUGUGAAAUCUGCGUUGAGAAAAAACAGAAUUUUUGAAAUUUACGCGUUUGUGUAAGUUUUUCAAGCAUUUAUUUGAAAAAAAAAUAUUAAGGCGUCAAGUAAAAGUGUACAAAAGCGUUAAGAAAAAAUUGUUUGCAAUGCAAUAAAGUGGCGUUAGCUGUUGACUACCUACCUAUAAUCCACUUCACCACAAUUGGCUGAGUUUUCUAUUAAACAUACGUCCGCCAGUAACCACUAUCACCACCACCAUCUACUACUACCAACAACAGCAACGAGAACAGCAUAACACAACACCUUAGCGUCUGAAAUUGCAAUAGCAAGUGGCAGUUGCUGGUGGCAAGUAAUAAAAAAACAACAACAUCAACACUGGGAAUUGUUUUACAGCGAACAGCAUUAAUCAAAUGCGUUGCUAUAUGUAAAGCUAGACAACACUGCAGUAGCGAGUGAGAGAUUUGACUGCUGAAAGGGGAAGAACACCAACAACAACUGCAAUCGCGGGCAAUGCUACCAGAUGUUAAAAAAGUAAAGUAAAGCUAAAUAAAACUGAGAGAAUUAUUAAACUAUUUAAAAAAUAUGGACAUUUUACAAAAUUAUAAACAUUGCAUUUUAAUUAGAACAGACUAGAAAAAUAGCAUGAAGAAAGAACUAAAACUCCGAGACUAAAUAACCAAAAAAAAAAAAGGUAAAUCAAGUUACGAAAAUGGUAAUCUGGCAAUACUGGUGCUAAUACGACGUCACUCAUUGUCAAAUUUGCUGAGCGCAAAGUAACGGUACCACGAUAGGCGCCAUCCUAUUAUUCUAUCCAUCAUACUUGACAACAACUGCUACCUUGGACUAAGUAGACAAUUGAGUAGUAAUAUUCUCUUUCGAUGAACAAAACUAACACUCUACAAGGCUCUCAUCACGCUCGUCCUAACGUAAGCGGUUAUCGCGCCAAUCAAGAAGAAGAGAAUUCGUAUUACUAGCCAUUACUGUGCCUAUGGCGGCGACUACGUGAGACGUUUGGCAAUUAAUUGAAAGUAAAAGAAGCAGGAAAGUCUGAAGAAAAACAAAGGCAUUAUCAAACAAAAUAUCAAUCAACCGCCCACAGUAAUUAAAUUGACAUAGAAGGCUGACAGAGUUGAACUGAGAAAAAUAUAAUAAAACCCAAAACUAAAUACAAUUGAACUCAAUUCGCUUUAUUUUGAAGCCAAAUCCAAGCGACAAAGUCCAGCAGCUGGUACGACAACGUCACAGCAUAUCAAACUCUACGCUAAAAGACAGUAGGAGGUAAAAAAAAAUCGUUGAAAACACAAACACACACACACAAAAUGCAGUGCGGCCUAGAACAAAUGAACGAUUGCGAACGUUCGCCGAACCGGACCAAUCUGCGCGUCAAUUUCAAUGAGAAGGGUGCUGAGGUGAAGGAACGACGCGAAAAGUUCCUCACCGCCAAGUAUGGAUCACAUCAGAUGAGCCUGAUACGUAAGCGUUUGGCGGUUGAGAUGUGGUUGUACGAUGAACUGCAGAAACUCUUUGAUCCACCGAGUGAGGCUAUCGAUGUGGAUAUUGAUGAAAUUCUAGAUAUGGACACUGACGACAUAAGGAGAUCUCAUUUGAUUCGGCUACUGUCAGUCUGCAAGCGCCCGCAAUCCGACAUAUCCAAAUUCAUUAGUGAUUUACUUGAUCGUGCAAAAACGCUGUAAAUUAGCUGCGCUGGCGCAUUUGUUACUUUAUUUUUAUGUUUAAUACAAAGAAAAACAAAAAACAAAUAUAUAAUAUAUUUUUUCUAAGUUUAGUUAAAGAGCUAACUUUUUGAACGUAAGUUGAGUUUUGUUAAUAAUUAAAUUUUUGAAAAUUCUGCAUAAAUGUUCGAUAAAUCGAUUUUAAUUUAAUUUAAUUUAAUUUAUUACUAAAAUAUAUCAUAUGAAAAAAACUUGCAUAAUAUUUUAUACCACGACGCAUAUAAUACACACAUACAAACAUUAGCUUGUAAUCAGUUAUUUAGAAAAAACACACAGAAAGAUAUAAAAAAAAUGUGUAGUAUAACCAAAAAAUAUUCACUCAAAUGCAAAUAUCUGUAGCUAAGUAAAAUACAAAAACUCAAAGCAGAAUUAUAAUCGCAGUAAAGUUAAGUUAAUGUAAAAGAUGACUAAACGCAUGACAAAAAACGACAAAAAGUUAAGUAAACCAAAAAAGAUGUAUAAAAAUAAAAUUUAAACGAAAGUAAAAAGAUAAAUAAAUUUUAUAGCACCCAAAAACUCAAGUCUUCAGGAGUUUGUAUGUUUGUAUUUGCAAAUACGAUUAAAAUGUUGAAAAUGAAUUGCAAACACUGAGAAAAAAACAAAAGUUCACUAUCAUCAAAUCAUCUCGCAAGAUUCAUAUAAAAUGUAUGCUAGUAAAUUGUAAAGGUUUUGAAACUAUGUAUUUUUGUGCGCAAAUUUUAAAAUACAAAGAAGAUGGCAAGCACUCAGUUAUAACUUUGAAUUAUUGAAAAAAAUACCAGUAUUUAUUUUUCCGCUAUUUUUCAAUUCAUAAAAGCCGAAGCAUUUCCAGGCCACCUUUACAAUAAAUAAAACAAAAAACAAUUAUACAAAAUCUUUUUGAACCUCAAUAAAAACUGCCCUUUAUAAACCACCAAUUUUUCAAGAAUAGAUUAUACUCCAACUCUCAAAUACUUAUAGUUUUCAAAACCAACUUUAGAAACGUGCUAUCCAGUUGUAUUUCACAUACAUAUAUUCAUGCCACAUUGGCAAACAGAAUUAGUUCUGGUAGUUUUUGAAGAUCAAAUAUAUACAAGAUGUAUGUAUAUUAUUUGAGGUUAGAUUUCAAAGGAUCUGCAAUUGAGUGUUGGUAAUUUGAAGCAAUCUAACGUAGUGUUUAUCCAACUUAUACGAAUUCAUUGCACAGAAUUUUCAUAGGGAUAUUUUACAAUCUACAUAUUUGUAUGUAAUUGCUUAGUAAGUUUAUGUAAUGUAUUAUAAUUUUUCCCAUUUAUUAAUUAUUGUGAAAAAUAUGGGUGAACGAAAAUUUGUAAAGUAGAGUUGAUCACCAAAAUAUAUAAGAAAGCUCAGGUUCACUGCCAAAUGAUGUAUGUAUAUAUAAAAGGAAUACAUAUAAAAAUGAGUUAUGUAGGUGUGUGAAAUAAAUAAAACGAAAAUAAUGUUUGAAUAAAUUGAAUGUCGAUAAAAGUUGUAGACUUGCAAUGUGUGCAGUUGUUUUUAUUUCUUUGCCUUUGAGAUAUAAAAAUAUGAAGUAUAAAAAAUUGCUUUGUGUUUGUAGUUUGUAAGUUGGAUGUGCAAAAAUGCUUUGUAAAUGUUAAAAACCGAUCAAAAUAAAUGCAAGCUUAACACAAUUAAUACAGACAAUGAAAGCAAAAUGUUUCGAACUGUGUAAGAUUACAGCUGAUGGCUUGUGAACUGAUUUUUAUUUCAAUUUUAAUUAAUUUGCCAUAAAAUGCACUUAAAUUGAAUGUUUAAUUUAAUUUCAUCAAAUUUUUAGAUUUGUAAAUCUAUUUUUGUAGAAUACAUAUUCAUACUGAUCAAAAAUUAUGUAAGUAGAUUCACACAAGAUUAAGAAAAAACUGCAACCCACUCACUUUUUAGAUCAUCAAUCUUUGCUAUUAGCAUCGACUUCCUCUAUUUACCUUUGCGCAUAUCGCCCGCAUAUCCAGAAACGGAAUAACUAUUAUGGAAAGUGUGUACUAUACAUCGUUUACCUACUACUCUUUCAUUAAAAUACAAUAUUUCAAUUAGUUAAAGUUCAAUCAAACGCAACGCAGUGAUUCAUAUAACCGUUCAUGCACUAUACCUAUAUGAACCAACAAUGAGAACACCAACACUUUGUUGUUGUUGUUUUUUUUUUUCAAUUUUUAGCAGACACGACAGAGUAGCAAAUUCUUGCAAGCGUUAAUAUACGUAAACUCAACUGAAGAUAUUUAUGCUUCAAACGAACACAUUAUUUCACCAACUCUUUUUCAAUAGACUAAACACAAAUUAACCGAAAUUUAAUAUGGCAAAAGUUAAAUUCACUUGAACGAAUUUAUUUCCGCAAAAAGCGACGCGUAAUGGCGGGCCGAACAAUGCAUUUCCGUGCGUUACGGCGAUUUGAAAUACGAAUAACACAGAGUGGUCAAAAAGCAUUAAAUUCUCAGAAGAAAAGAAAAUAUAGGAAUAGUUUAUAAAUACAUAUUUCCAUUACACGAAAUUUCAAUGAACAAUUAUCUAAAUUAAUAAAAUAAAUAUUAUAUCAUACACAACGUGUUGGCAGACCUUUUGUGUUUACUCCUGUCUAUUGGCUGAGUAACUGUGAUGCAUACUCGUACAGCAAAGUAUCCAGAUCAAUUGUCACAACACCACAACUCAGCUUUGUUUGUUUUAAUUCAAUCACGUUGUGAUCUUACAUAUUUGCGAACUUCUGCUAGGCCACAGUUGAUUUUUUGAAACUUUAAAAAUUUAAUUUUUUUCACAAAUACCUAAAUUUUGCUAAUAAUAUUUUUAAAAUAUGUUACACUUUAUAUACAUAUAAUAAAGAUGGAUUAAUAUACAAUUAGUCGUACAGCCGCAUGUUGCAAUAUACUUAAUAUAUACUUACAUACAUACAUUCAUAAACAUAAACAUGCAUAUAUGGAAAUAAUAAUUAAUUAAAUACAUACAUAUAUUUGUAAGAAAGCUUAGAGGUACACCAAAAAAGCAUAAGGAUACAUAUUUUUUUUGCGGGAUUUAAAGCUACAUUCAUAACGAAUAUCAUAUUUGAACUUUGCUAUUGUACAGUUACGGUGAAUUGAUGUAAGUGUGCUCGUAGAUUAAUACAAUCGAAAUUAAAAUGAGUAUAAAGGAGUUCAUUAACUCUAGUUGCAGAUUUACUACCUGUAAAAGUGGAUGCAAAUAAGCGUUUUUAGUCAUUGCAAGGCAUACAUACGAAGGCAAUGUUAAUGUAUUUGUAUAUAAAGCGAAAAUAUGCCCCACAAAAUUUGAAGUAAGACUUUUGGCGUUUUUCAAAGCUUUAAUGUAAUUGAAUUACCCGCUUUUAAUAAGCUCCAACACAUUACCUUUAUUCAAUUCAGUUACGCUAUGCUAAUUUGGCCACAAAUGCAUGCAUGGAUGCCGGUUAAAUUAAAACGCAUUAAGAAAGGGUUACAGUAGCAUCGAAAUAACAUUGCCGUUUUUUAUAAAACUCUUAAAUAUAUUCUUGCUCAUAAAAAAGCUAUCUCAACAACAAACACCACUUAAAAAACUAUAAAUGCUAUCCUACAGCUAAAAUAAAAUACCAACUAGCACUUGAAACAAUUUUCAGCAGGCCACUUUACUUCUCGACCUACAAACUUGACUUAACUUAACUUAUAGCUAUUGUAAGCCAUCAUGAUUCAUAGAAACUUUAAUGCAAAAUAAGCCAAAUAAAAUAAGACAAAUAUGGAAGAAAACAAAAAAUAGUUGAAGAUCAAAGUAAUGGCUCAUAAGUUUACCAGAGGUACUUAUAACGUGGAGAUACUCAUAUAUGUAGUAGUUACGAAUGGAAAAAAAAGUAUUUUCUCUUUCACAUCUCAAAUUAUGUACUUUGCUGUAACUAAUAAGCACAGAUUCAAAACUCACCAGCCCAUCAAAGUAUUCACAAAUAAAAACAUAUAAAUAAAAAGCAUAUUUAAAGCAAAAAACUGCACGCAUAAUUUUUAAUUAAACCACAAAAUCUAUAAAACCAAAACUCACUUAUCCUCAAACACUCUUAAGUACAUACAUACAUAGUACGAUAGGUUUAUAUUGAAAUAAACAUACGUAUAAUCAUAGAGCAGAGCAAAUGAAAAACGAAUAUAAAAUAAGGUACGUCAUAAGGAUGAAACUUUGUAAUUGCUAGGUAAUUUGAGAAAUUAAACAUUAAAUGCUUUGACAAA